Messenger RNA from Dermacentor andersoni, 5326 nucleotides. RefSeq lists its product as uncharacterized. The record is from RefSeq and is a predicted model, not a curated record. Gene Ontology annotation, molecular function: protein binding. Lineage: Eukaryota; Metazoa; Arthropoda; Arachnida; Ixodida; Ixodidae.
GAACUGCUCUGUAAAUCUGGGUCACGGCUUUUAGUCUUCCGGUCGUUUUCCUGCCUAACUUUCCUUUUUUUUUUCAUCUCCUUCUCCUCGCGGCUUGCAGCACAGUUCGAUGCCAACCUGACGUUGCAGAGCUCGUUCGGCCACCUGCGCAAGCGCGCCCGGUCCCUGCUGCGUUGCUGGAGCGAAGAGCGCGACCCGGCGCACAUCGUGUUCGAGCGGCCGGGCGGCCUCCCCCGCGCCUCGCAGCGGCUCCUGCAAGGCUCCGAGGCCCACAUCCUCAUCCUGCCUGGCAGCGCAGGCCUGUCGCGUGCCGGCCUCUUCUCGUGCCGCGUGGACUCCGGCGGCAUACCCACUGCGGUGGCGACGCUCAAGUUGCCGCCCACCGCCGCCGCACAGGUGGAGCCACUGCAGGCAUACGUUGUGGCACACGUGGGCGACACUGUGCACCUGAGCGUCACCAAGCGCAUGCACCUCGCCGAGCCCCUGGUGUGGCGGCUGGAAGGAGUGGAACUGCCCGAGUACGAGGGCAGCGAGACGGUCACACUGGUGAACGUCGAACAUGCGGACGCGGGAGUCUACGAAUGUCACUACCGCGGCGAAAGGGACAAGAGACUGCACGCCUGGAUACGACUCGUCGUGGCCGGUUGUCCCCGAGGCAAGUUCGGUCCCACGUGCCAGGAGGAGUGUCCCCCAUGUCGCAAUGGAGGCAUGUGCCACGACACCUACGGCGUGUGCGUGUGCCCCGCGGGAUUCGCCGGACCCAACUGCGACACCCCGUGUGGUCCCAACCGCGUGGGGGCCCAGUGCGACCGCGUGUGCAGCCCGGCGGCUUCGCCGGACAGUGAGCGCCGGGGUUGCGGGCUGCACGUCUUUUGCAAGCCGGACCCCAUGAGCUGCUCCUGCGCGCCGGGAUUCAAGGGACCGCAAUGCAACCAAGAGUGCGAGGCGGGCUACUACGGUGCGGACUGCCUCCAACGGUGCCACUGUGCGGUGGAGGGCGACUGCGACUCCAUCACUGGAGAGUGCCCGAAAGGCUGCUCUGCUGGGUGGACGGGGGAGUCGUGCCACAUGCAAGGUGACAGCCCGACAACGUCGACCAAGUCGGUACCGACGCAGAAGCCCAGCUGUCCACCGGGCUGGUUCGGAAAGACGUGCUCGCAUCGCUGCCACUGUGCCGACGGCGAGGCCUGCGAUCCGUCUUCGGGCGAGUGUCCGGGUUCCUGUCGGCCGGGAUACUCAAGGCCCACCUGCGCUGAAUGCCUGUCCGGGAUGUUCGGCGAGAACUGCUCCCUGACUUGUCACUGCUGGAACGGUGACCAGAACUGCAUGUCCGACGGGCGCUGCCACGACGGGUGUGCUGCCGGAUGGAUGGGAGAGCACUGCCAGCAAGCUUGUUCCACCAACACGUUUGGGCCGGAUUGCGCGUAUGAGUGUCACUGUGCCGAGGACAGCGGCGCCUGCGAUGCCGUGUCCGGAACCUGCAGCGCCUGCGAGCCCGGAUACCAGGGCCUCAGCUGCCAGGAGAAGUGCAAGGCGGGCAAAUACGGCGAGAACUGCUCGGAGAGCUGCUCGUGCCUGCACGGCGAGACCUGCCACCACAUCAACGGCAGCUGCCAGUGCACGGGGCCCCACCGGGGUCACUCCUGUGACGAGAUGGUGCCCGAGGUGCUGCCAUCGGAGGAAAUGGUGGUCGACCAAGGUCAUCCAGGCUCGCUGGAGUGCCUCGUCGAAGCCAACCCCGCGCCCGUGAUCGAGCUCAGCAACCAAGAGACCCGCCAGAACCUCACCAAGGUGACGGUGACGGACGAAGGCGGGGGCGCCUACAGGGCCUCAGCACCGCUGCCCCGAGGCAUGGAGCCGGGCAGCUACAAGUUCCACUGCACCGCCAGGAAUGAACACGGAUUCGACGUCGGAACGCUGCACGUGACGGUCUUGGGUCCCCCCGAGCUGACCUCUCCGCCACAAGUGAAGAUGUCGGCUGACUCAGCAGUCGUAUCCUGGGAGCCUUCCAACUCGCCAACCAAGAAGCACGGUGGGCGAGGCAACCAAAUUGAGUACCAGCUGCACGUCCGUGCGAAAGCGGCCGGCGGCAACUGGACGACGGUGGGCCCGUGGCAGACGGCCGUGCGCCAGAACGCCUCGUCCCUCGAGCCGGACACCGAGUACGAGUUCGCCGUGCAGCUGCGGAGGGGCAAGCUGACGGCGUGGGGGCCGCCGGUGUCGGUGCGCACGCCCUGUCGAGCUGACAGCCCCGAGGCGGUACCGAAGAACGUGGUGGCCAAGGCGCUCUCGGACAGUCGCAUAUCCAUUCGGUGGGAGAAACCGGACCCGAAGCUGCUGGGCUGCAAGCUGGUCGGCUUCGAGGUGGACCUGAGCGCGGGCAACGCGCCGUCGACCGUGCGGAGCCUGGACGCGGACACCGUGCACACCGUGGUCGACAACCUGGACGCCGACAGCAGCUACGACGUGGCCGUGUACGCCGUCACCUCCGCGGGACGCAGCAUGUACAGCGGAUCGGCCACUGCGAAGACGGCUCGGGCAGUUCCGGGCCCUGUGGAACACCUGAACGUGGUCCGAUCGAAUGCCACCAGCGCCAUGAUCACGUGGGACGCUCCUGCGGGAGUACGCCACCCUCACCACCUGGAUUACCGCGUGGCUAUCGUUGUUAGAGACCUGGGCGGAUGCGGCCACAAGGGUUCAGAACAAGUAUCUCUCAUACAAGCUACGCAGUUCCAUGUCGACGGGCUGGUGCCGCACUCCUGGUACGAGGCAGGUGUGAGCGCGAGCAGCGGCCACGGAUACGGGAAGAGGAGGGAGGUCAGCUUCCUCACUGCCGCAGCACCGCCCAGCAAACCGCCUGGUAAGGUGCGCGUGGUGUGGGCAUCGUCGAGGAGCCUGCACCUGAGCUGGGAAGCGCUUUCCUGCUUGGACGCACGCGGACCGCUGCUUUACUACCACGUCCUAUACUACGCCGACUUGAGGGCCGAGGACGACCAAUGGGCAAACACCACAGACACGAACCUGACGCUCCAGGGUCUAAUGCCUUUCCAGAAACACACAAUGCGCGUGAGAGCUGUCAACAGCGCCGGAGCAGGGCCUCUCAGUCCUCGUGUGACGGUCAGCACUACAGAAGACGUGCCCAGUGAACCGGAGUGGCUCGCAGUCGAGGAGGUUAACGAGACAGCUGUUCGCUUGUCCUGGCAACCACCGGACGAACCAAACGGAGUCCUCACUGGUUACGAGAUUAUGGUAACGGAGCAGGUCGACAACGCCACGGAGGAUAACAGCUCCGUCCUACUAGCCACGACGGUGGGACCCGACGUCAGGGAGCUGCUGCUGUCCCAGCUCUUGAACGGACGAAGCUACACCGCCAAAGUCAGGGCCACCACGAGCGUAGGGCACGGCCCUCCCCUCAUGGUUCACUUCGCCACGCUCUCUUUGGUGGGAGCGUCGGUGCAGGACGACGUCUACGGGUCUCUGCAUUCCUUGAUUCCGUGGGUCGUGGCUCCCUUCGGUGUGGCCAUCUUCCUACUGCUCGUCAACGUGGCGCUAGUGAUAAUUAUCAGCCGAAAGAAGCACCGUAGCCUGGAAGUUAGCGGCGUUCCCUUCAGGAGCUCGACAGCUUCGACCGCGGAGUGCGACGAAUUCGAGCUCUCCAAGCAUCCCGCACCGAGCGACAGCGCCUCUCAGGACGGCUUCUUCGUUGACUGGAGUCCCCCCCGCUCGUUCGAGAGCACGUACAUCUAGUGUGUCGCACGCACGGUGUUGACCUAUCGCCAGCAGAGCCAUCACUUCCGCGACGACAAACUUCACAUUUCGGCCUCUUCAUCUCAGGCUGCUCCUUCUGCGCUGUUCAAGUCGCCAGCUCUGCAGGGUCCAUGGCGACCCUAAUCAAACGUUCCACGUCUCAUACAGCAUUCAUAGACACUCGGUGAUUUAUUUUCCAACAUUGAAAAAAAGAAAGAGUAUUUCCUCCUGCUCGGUCACUUGUGCCGAACGAAAGCAUCCACAAAACACAAUGACAUUGCAUCUGGCCUAGUACUCGAUGCAUCGCUUACGCAGUGAAUAACGCUGAAACCGAUGUGUCUGUUUCAAACGCUGAAAUCGCGUGUCAUUGGAAACUUUCGACGUGCUUCGCUUAUAAAGGUGCCCGCUCAAUUCGUUUGUUUAUAUGUCAUAUUUAACUACGCAUAGAAAAAAGCUAGCUGGCGGGCGGAACCGCUUGAGGAAAAUGAAUUAGACCAAAGCUCUAGCUUUGUAGUUUUGCAUUACAGCUCUACGAUCUUGUGUCACAGAAAAAAAAAAGAAAAGGCGGUGGGAGAGGGGGGGGGGGGGUGCUUUGUUUGGAAUUGUGGUAAAUGAUCGCAUGCGAUUAUUAUGAUAAUUGAAGUGGGGAUGAUUAUGGCUUUCACUCAAAUGCCAAGGUUUGAGUGGCAGUGUGAAAGAGAAUUAAUAUAAGUACAAAGGAAAUAGAUCAAUAAAGAGAAUGAACUUAUGAAAGAGUAAUCAGGCCCUGCAAGAACAGGGAAAUAUCAAAAGAAGAAACGAAAGGAGAAUGUGAGAAAGGACAUAUCAGAAAAUUUAGGGAAAGAUAACAGAAAAGUAAACGUCAAUUCACUCUUCACUCUUCUUUCGAAGAGUGAAUCACACAUGUCUCGGCAAACUUUCCUGUGACUGAGGGCCACUACCGAGGCCUCAAGGGGAUUUACAACAAUAAUGCUCAAACUCAAAUCAAGACUACCUAAGGGAGCUUAAAUUUUGAGCCCUUAUUUCCUUCAUACUUCACCUGUCAUUAUAUGUAGUCAUCAUUUCUUUGUUCAUUUAGGCUCAUAUCUGCGCAUCACUACUAAAUAUUUCAAACUGAAUACGAAUAUCCUAAAACGAUAAAAGAAUGAGACAUAUUUAUUUCAUAAACUUCAUGAGUUCUAGACAGACAACAUCGACAUCAGAAAUUGGACAGGGAUGUCACAAUUUCUGUCCUAUGUACGUGAUGUUUCCUAGUAUACAAAGCGGUAAAAUUGAGUUCGACUGGUCAGCGACAAGGGAUACACCUUCGUCAUUUUUACGAUGACAGAGAGGAGGACAGCAAAAACUAAGAAAUCGAGUGUGCGUCCAUACAUGUGAUAGUAACCAGUGCGACAAAAUUGCGCACAAGAAUGAAGAAGGAACAAACACGAAACGCAUGUAUGCUAUUUCGUCGCGCUAUUUGUCAUCAUGCUUACUGUAAAGCAACUAGCCCGCUUUUCUGUUUUAUUAAGUCCAUACGCAGCCUACAUACAUAAAAUGCGCGGUUUUUAGCGUGACCUAUUUUAAACAAUAUAUAUAU